Protopolystoma xenopodis is the source of this 660-nucleotide messenger RNA. NCBI's taxonomy places the organism in Eukaryota, Metazoa, Platyhelminthes, Monogenea, Polystomatidea, Polystomatidae. The record is from the annotation of a GenBank genome assembly.
UUUUCUCGAUCCAGACUACCGUUUGACGACGAUCAUCAACCUGAGGCAGUAGAAUGUGGCCAGGAUGUGAUGGCACUUUUCUCAGAGAGUGAAAGGGCUGUAAAUAUAGCCACUCGUUCUACAUCACUCUCAACGCAACCUUGGCCUCAAGCCUUUGAAAAUCUACACGAUGCUUCGAUACCUUCGACGCCAGAGUAUUUAAAGGAAAUGACUAGUAAUCAGUUAUUCUUAGUUCCGGGCGUUUCUGAAGACUGUUUCCUUGAGCUGCAAGCCUUUAGCAACCUUCCCAUCAUUUCUUUUCCACGCGCUCUCUAUAGCAGACGCCGGGUACGUCUCCUCCGGUUGGUUACACCCGAAGAGGCCGAACUGUAUUCACCCGGUUUCCGGACGCCCCGAAUCAAACCCAUAGCAGAUAUGGUGGCUACAUCAACAGUGACGGAAACUUCAUCCGUUGGUGAUGGAAGCAUUCAUCCUCAACAUGUGGAUAAAGAAAAAUCAAGUUUAUCUAAUAUCCUUGAGGAGGCCUGGGGCAAGUCGUCUCUCUCUUGCCCGGUAAGAUCCGUCUGCCCUCACCCUGGUUCACAUAUUUCACUCGACCCCUGCCGCCUCAUCUGUGCUACUCGAGACGUUAUUGGCCCUACUCUGCGUCUGGGUGACUAA